This is a messenger RNA of Rotaria sordida, 276 nucleotides long. The record is from the annotation of a GenBank genome assembly. NCBI's taxonomy places the organism in Eukaryota, Metazoa, Rotifera, Eurotatoria, Philodinida, Philodinidae.
AUGGAUUCAAGUAUUUUCUCAUCAGUUAAAUACGAACCAUCAUCAUCUGAUGAUCUAUUCACCUUUCUUUCAUCAGAUUCUGCAUCAUCAUUACCUAACAUAAACACCAUGAUGCUUUCAAAAAUUCCUACUCCAACUAUAACAACUUCAUCUGUUCGUACACCGAAAAAGAAAGGAACUCAAGGGGAAAUUCAUCACCAAAAAUCAAAAAAAGAACCAGGAGGAACAAUUAAAGCUAAAAUGAAUCAAAAAAUUAAAAAAAUAUUCGACAGUUAA